Messenger RNA from Aspergillus wentii DTO 134E9, 576 nucleotides. RefSeq lists its product as uncharacterized. The coding region runs from base 1 to 576 and encodes 191 amino acids. The record is from RefSeq and is a predicted model, not a curated record. Lineage: Eukaryota; Fungi; Ascomycota; Eurotiomycetes; Eurotiales; Aspergillaceae. The transcript has 3 exons.
AUGCCCCCAAUUGGGAAUGCAGAGCUGAACACUGCCCCAUUGGGCACACCCUCCAGCCAUCCGGGGAUGGCAUUGCUUGGGACUGGUGUCGUCGCAGAGAUUGCCCAAGCACAUAUUUAUAAUGAAGCCGGUACUCCUGUCUAUACCGGACCUCGAGCAGGCACCCGCAUCGGCAAAGGCGUCUACAUGACUGAAAUAGCGGGGCAGUGGAGGAAGCCCAACAGCUGGUACUGCCAAAUUACAGCCAAAUAUACCGAAUUCCAACAUACCCCCAAAGCAUGGAUCCCCCAAUACGACAGCUUCGGUUCCCUGUUAUGGAAUGGAGGUGAAGCGGCGAUUAAUCGGUAUAUCGAGUCGCUGGGACACGGCUGGAGGCCGAAAUAUACGAUUCGGCUGUCUGAGUUGGAUGAAGGGGCGCCCAAGGAUGAGAAUUCGAUUCUGAUUCCGCCGGCGCUGUUGGAGCAGAACGGGGGGUUGUUGGGACUGAGGGCGUGGUGUGCACCGGAUGUGGAGGAGAUGGGGGAUAACAGGGCGGAUAUUGGGGAGUGGGAGAGUGUUGGGGGGAAGAGAGUAUAG